Molecule: messenger RNA, 1170 nt
Organism: Lasiodiplodia theobromae
Lineage: Eukaryota; Fungi; Ascomycota; Dothideomycetes; Botryosphaeriales; Botryosphaeriaceae
Product: UV excision repair protein
Exons: 6
Coding region: 1-1170 (389 amino acids)
Biological process (GO): proteasome-mediated ubiquitin-dependent protein catabolic process; nucleotide-excision repair
Cellular component (GO): nucleoplasm; cytosol
Molecular function (GO): polyubiquitin modification-dependent protein binding; ubiquitin binding; proteasome binding
Source: RefSeq, a predicted model, not a curated record
AUGAAGCUCACCUUCAAGGACCUCAAGCAACAAAAGUUCGUCAUCGAGGCAGAGCCCUCUGAGACGAUUGCCGAUGUCAAGGCCAAAAUCUCCGCCGAGAAAGGCUGGGAAGCGGACAAGCAGAAGCUGAUCUACUCCGGCAAGAUUCUCCAGGAUGACAAGACCGUGGAAUCGUACAACAUCGAGGAGAAGGGUUUCAUCGUCUGCAUGAUCCAGAAGCCAAAACCCCAGCCUGCCGCAUCUGCCAGCAAGGCCGCUCCUUCGACUCCUGCCCGCGAGCCCGCCCAGGCUUCCACUCCGUCCGCCCCUGCGCAGUCGUCGUCUACCACGCCCAAUGUCCCCGCCACCCCCUCCCCCGCACCCGCUGCGCCCCAGGCCCAGGCCCAAGGUGGCCAGUUCAACAACCCUUCGUCCUUGACCAUGGGUCCCGAGAGAGAGGCGGCAAUUGCAAACAUGGAGAGCAUGGGAUUCCCGCGUGCAGACAUCGACCGCGCCAUGAGGGCGGCCUACUUCAACCCUGACCGUGCCGUCGAGUAUUUGUUGACCGGCAUUCCCGAGAGCGCUCUGCGUGAUGCCCCGGCCCAGCAGGGUGGCGCUCCCGCACCCGCUGCGGGUGCAGGCGCACAGACCGCAGCUCCCCAAGCCGCUUCGGGCGGAGACGAGCCCGUCAACCUCUUCGAGGCCGCAGCGGGUCAGGGUGGUCGCGGAGGUGCUGGUGCGCGGGGAGCUGCGGCUGCUGGAGCUGGUGCCGGUGCCGGUGCUGGAGCUGCUGCUGCCGCCGCUGCUGGUGCUGGUGCCGGCGACCUCGACUUCCUCCGCAACAACCCUCAGUUCCAGCAGCUCCGCCAGCUUGUGCAACAACAACCUCACAUGCUCGAGCCCAUCCUACAGCAGGUUGGCCAGGGCAACCCUGGCCUCGCCCAGCUGAUCGCCGACCACCCUGAGCAGUUCCUCAGCCUCCUGAGCGAGGACCACGACGACGAUACUCCUCUCCCGCCCGGUGCGCAGGUUGUCAGCAUUACGGAGGAGGAGAGUGAGGCUAUCGACAGGUUGUGCCGCCUCGGAUUCGAGAGGGACCUUGUUGUGCAGGCCUACUUCGCGUGCGACAAGAACGAGGAGCUGGCGGCAAAUUUCCUGUUCGACCAGCCCGAGGAUGACGACCAGCAGUAG